AUGGGGAAUUGCAUGGAGAGGUGGAUGCAAAGAGAAGGAGAAGAAGUAAAGAUAGAGGUUAGAGAAAAGGCAAAAGAGUCAUUCAAACUUGAUGGUGAUGAUGGUGGUGAAGAAGGUGAUGGUCAUGGAGGAAUGAAGGUGAAGAUAGUGCUUACAAGACAUGAAUUGGAUAUGUUUUUGCUUCAGAUGAAUAGGAAUCACGAUGGAGACUUGAUGAUGGCCAAGGAUGUUAUGGUAGAGCUAGAGAAGAGGAUCAUCAAAACAUCAUCAUCGUUAUCAUCAUCCCCUUCAUCGAUGGCAUGGGAACCUUCUUUAGAGAGCAUCAUGGAGUGCCCUGAAGUCCAAGAGAUGGAUAGAUGA
This is a messenger RNA of Thlaspi arvense, 360 nucleotides long. NCBI's taxonomy places the organism in Eukaryota, Viridiplantae, Streptophyta, Magnoliopsida, Brassicales, Brassicaceae. The record is from the annotation of a GenBank genome assembly.